Molecule: messenger RNA, 306 nt
Organism: Notothenia coriiceps (black rockcod)
Lineage: Eukaryota; Metazoa; Chordata; Actinopteri; Perciformes; Nototheniidae
Product: nck-associated protein 5-like
Exons: 5
Coding region: 1-306 (101 amino acids)
Biological process (GO): microtubule depolymerization; microtubule bundle formation
Cellular component (GO): microtubule plus-end
Source: RefSeq, a predicted model, not a curated record
AUGGAGUCCCAACACUGCGCAGGCUCUGGUGCCUCCACCUACACGCUGGAUAGCGGCAUCGGGACCUUCCCGCUGCCCGACUGCAGCGGGGCCGCAGUUCGGGGUCUCUCCAAGGCGCGGGCCGGAGCCGAGCGCCACUCCUCGGGCUCCCCGGGGCGGGCCGGGCGGCGGGCCAGGACCCUGGACAGAGAGCCCGUGACCCAGGAGGAGAACUACACCGCUCACAAGCAGCUGAUCCCCACCAUCCAGUACGCCUCCGCGCUCGAGGGGAGGGGCUCCGCCGGGGUCAUCCGUGAAGACCCCUAA